AUGGCCGAAGUCACUGACCUAUUUGAAGACCUGAAGAACUGUUACAGUGAGAAUGAAGAAUACAGUUCUGCCAUUGAGCAUCUCUCUCUGAAUCAGAAAUCCUUCUAUGAUGCAAGCUAUGGCCCACUUCAUGAGGACUGCACAGAUCAAUUUGUGUCUCUGAGUACCUCUGAAACCUCCAAGACAUCCAGCUCUACCUUCAAGGAGAGUGUGGUGGUCGUGGCAGCCAGUGGGAAGAUUCUGAAGAAGAGACGGUUGAGUUUAAAUCACCCCAUCAGUGAUGAUGAUCUGGAGGCCAUUGCCAAUGAUCUAGAAGAAGCAAUCAUCAAGCCCAGGUCAGCACCUUCCGUCUUCCAGAGCAAUGUGAAAUACAGCUUCAUGAGGACCAUCAAACACCAGUGCACCCUGAAUGACGCCCUCAAUCAAAGUGUAAUUCGAGACAAUUCGGGUCAAUACCUCAGGGCUUUUGCAAUACAGAAUCUGGAUGAUGCAGUAAAAUUUGACAUGGGUGCUUAUAGAUCAGCGGCAGAGGAUUCUAAACUUCCUGUGACUCUAAGAAUCUCCAAAACACGACUGUUUCUGAGUGCCCAAAAUGAAGAAGACCCCGUGUUGCUGAAGGAGAUCCCUGAGACACCCAAAGUCAUCACAGAUGGUGAAACCAACAUCCUCUUCUUCUGGGAAAGUUACGGCACUAAGAACUACUUCAAAUCGGUUACACAUCCAACGCUGUUUAUUGCCACAAAGCAAGAAGAUCUGGUGCACAUGGCAAGGGGUCAACCCUCUAUCACUGACUUUCAGAUAGUGGAAAAUUAG
Messenger RNA from Cynocephalus volans (Philippine flying lemur), 813 nucleotides. It is a transcript of the gene IL1A, whose product is annotated as interleukin 1 alpha. The record is from RefSeq and is a predicted model, not a curated record. Gene Ontology annotation, biological process: cytokine-mediated signaling pathway; positive regulation of gene expression; immune response. Gene Ontology annotation, molecular function: interleukin-1 receptor binding; cytokine activity. The coding region runs from base 1 to 813 and encodes 270 amino acids. NCBI's taxonomy places the organism in Eukaryota, Metazoa, Chordata, Mammalia, Dermoptera, Cynocephalidae. The transcript has 6 exons. Gene Ontology annotation, cellular component: extracellular region.